Cottoperca gobio is the source of this 2610-nucleotide messenger RNA. Its product is annotated as aconitate hydratase, mitochondrial-like. The record is from RefSeq and is a predicted model, not a curated record. The transcript has 18 exons. Gene Ontology annotation, cellular component: mitochondrion; cytosol. Gene Ontology annotation, molecular function: 4 iron, 4 sulfur cluster binding; aconitate hydratase activity. NCBI's taxonomy places the organism in Eukaryota, Metazoa, Chordata, Actinopteri, Perciformes, Bovichtidae. Gene Ontology annotation, biological process: tricarboxylic acid cycle. The coding region runs from base 28 to 2373 and encodes 781 amino acids.
CGACACUCAUCUUUGUCAGUGAACAAAAUGGCGUCUUACUGUUUGACUGUCACUAGGCUGCGGCUGGCCCUUGGAACCGGGGCAAGGCGUUUACAUGUCUCCGCAGCCUUCAGCGCCAAGGCCAAGGUGGCUAUGAGCCGCUUUGAGCCCGGCACCAGCAUUAACUAUGAGAAGAUGCAUGAGAACAUCAACAUUGUGCGCAGGAGGCUCAGCAGGCCUCUCACUCUGUCGGAGAAGAUUGUGUACGGUCACCUGGAUGAUCCAGCAGGGCAGGAUAUCGCUCGCGGCCGCACCUAUCUGCGCCUGCGUCCAGACCGCGUAGCUAUGCAGGACGCCACAGCUCAGAUGGCAAUGCUUCAGUUCAUCAGCAGUGGUCUGCCCAAGGUGGCGGUUCCCUCGACCAUCCACUGCGAUCAUCUGAUUGAGGCUCAAAUCGGAGGGCCUGAGGACUUGCAGAGGGCUAAGGAAGUAAACGAGGAAGUGUACAACUUUCUUUCCACUGCUGCUGCCAAAUAUGGAGUUGGCUUCUGGAAACCUGGAUCAGGGAUCAUCCAUCAGAUCAUCCUGGAGAAUUAUGCCUAUCCUGGAGUGAUGCUGAUUGGUACAGACUCCCACACUCCCAAUGGCGGUGGCCUGGGCUCCAUCUGUAUUGGAGUGGGUGGAGCUGAUGCCGUGGAUGUCAUGGCUGGAAUCCCUUGGGAGCUCAAGUGUCCUAAUGUGAUUGGAGUGAAGCUGAUAGGAAGCUUGUCUGGCUGGACCUCUCCGAAGGAUGUCAUUCUGAAGGUGGCUGGCAUCCUGACUGUGAAGGGCGGCACUGGAGCCAUUGUGGAGUAUCAUGGGCCUGGAGUUGACUCCAUCUCCUGCACAGGAAUGGCCACUAUCUGUAACAUGGGUGCUGAGAUUGGAGCCACCACGUCCGUGUUCCCCUACAACCACCGCAUGAAGACGUACAUGGAGAAAACUGGCCGUGGAGAGAUUGCCGCUGUGGCUGAUCAGUUCAGAGAAGACUUGGUCCCAGAUAAUGGCUGUGAAUACGACCAGGUCAUAGAGAUUAACCUGAGUGAGUUGAAGCCACACAUCAACGGGCCGUUCACCCCUGACCUGGCCCACCCUGUGUCUGAGAUCGGGGCUAUGGCUAAGAAGAGUGGCUGGCCCCUGGAGGUUAAAGUUGGUCUGAUCGGCAGCUGCACCAACUCAAGCUACGAGGACAUGGGCAGGGCGGCCUCUUUGGCCAAACAGGCUCUGGAUAAAGGUCUGAAGUGCAAGGCCCAGUUCACAGUCACUCCUGGUUCUGAGCAGAUCCGCGCCACUAUCGAGAGAGAUGGAUAUGCCAAGAUCCUGAGCGAUGUUGGUGGAAUCGUCCUCGCCAAUGCUUGUGGACCUUGCAUCGGACAGUGGGACAGGAAAGAUGUGAAAAAAGGAGAGAAGAAUACUAUCGUCACGUCCUACAACAGGAACUUCACUGCCAGGAAUGAUGCUAACCCAGCUACUCAUGCUUUUGUCACCUCUCCCGAGAUUGUCACUGCCAUGGCCAUCGCCGGGACCCUCGACUUCAACCCAGAGACAGACUACCUGACUGCUUCUAACGGAGAGAAGUUCAAGCUGGAGCCCCCCACCGGUGACGAGCUCCCUUCUAGAGACUUCGACCCGGGCCAGGACACCUACCAGCACCCCCCGGCCGAGAGCAGCUCAGUAAUGGUGAACGUGAGCCCCUCCAGCAACCGUCUGCAGCUGCUGGAGCCUUUCGACAGGUGGCAUGGAAAAGACAUGGAGGAGAUGAGGGUCCUCAUCAAGGUGAAGGGAAAGUGCACCACUGACCACAUCAGUGCUGCCGGGCCCUGGCUGAAAUUCCGUGGCCACCUGGACAACAUCUCCAACAACAUGCUGAUCGGUGCAGUCAACACUGACAAUGAUGCCAUCAACAAGGUGAAGAACCUGCUGACAGGAGAGUUCGGAGGUGUGCCUGAUGUGGCCCGCCACUACAAGGCCAAUGGAGUGAACUGGGUGGUGGUUGGAGACGAGAACUAUGGAGAAGGGUCUAGUAGAGAGCACGCUGCCCUGGAGCCAAGACACCUUGGAGGACGCGCAAUCAUCGUCAAGAGCUUUGCCAGAAUCCACGAGACCAACCUGAAGAAGCAGGGCCUGCUGCCUCUGACUUUUGCCGAACCCAAAGACUACGACAAAAUUCGCCCUGAUGACAAGAUUUCAAUCACUGGGUUGAAAUCCCUUGUUCCCGGCAAGCCCCUGACAGCAGUGAUCAAACACAGCGAUGGCAGCCAGGAGUCCAUCUCUCUAAACCACACCUUCAAUGAGACGCAGAUCGAGUGGUUCAAGGCUGGCUCCGCUCUCAACAGGAUGAAGGAGGUCCAGUAAUUAGUGGAGAGGAAGGAAGGCGGGGCCUGUAGUGGCCAAUGAGGGGCCUUGGCGUGGGUUAAGAAGGGGGAAAUGUAGGCCUAGAGAGGGGCUUCGCAGAAAGGAAGAGACGAUGUGAACGGUAGAUGGUAACCACACUUGUUGGUUUAGGGACAGCUGUAGUCAUACUCAGUAAAAAAAAAACACACACACACGGUCGCUGUACAGAUGAAAAGCGCACACACACGAGCACGUACA